Messenger RNA from Mitosporidium daphniae, 13359 nucleotides. RefSeq lists its product as uncharacterized. The transcript has 4 exons. The record is from RefSeq and is a predicted model, not a curated record. The coding region runs from base 1 to 13359 and encodes 4452 amino acids. Gene Ontology annotation, biological process: DNA repair; regulation of DNA-templated transcription. Gene Ontology annotation, cellular component: nucleus; NuA4 histone acetyltransferase complex; SAGA complex. Lineage: Eukaryota; Fungi; Microsporidia. Gene Ontology annotation, molecular function: transcription coregulator activity; protein binding.
AUGCUCAAUGAGGAAAUUAGCAAAUUCUCGGCAUCCUCAUUGUACUAUCAGCAGCAUCAAAACAAGCUUGCAUCGCUUCUUGAGUCCUUAGCAGAGCAAGUCGAAGCAAACCUAGAUCAUGCCAAAUUUUCCGGUACCAUUUUUGUCAUAAUUGCCGUAGAAUCGAUAAAUGUGCUUGUAGAUGAAUAUUUCCUUAUCAUUCCAUCUUCCUGCUGCGUUUUUGACCCCUUAAUGCAAAAGGCUUCGCAAUUAAUUAAAGCGGUGUUAAUGAAAAAUGUCUUGGAAUUGUCUUUGGCACAAAAUACAGAAACACCCUCAACAAGCGCCUCUUCAUUUUGCUCCCCCUUCUCUUCUUCUCACAGGGACGACAAUGUUUUCGAUGCACUUCGUCUUCUUUCAGCAUUGCGUCGGACUGAAGUGCUGGAGCCAAAAACUAUCAUCUCUCUGCUUCUAACAUGGCUCUCUAGCCCCGGUUGUAGUGAGCGCACCGGGCUAUCCAUAUUAAAGAUCUUUGUUGAUUGGCACAAGACCCUUUUCUCCAAGGUGCAGCAUGAGCUGGAGACGACACCGGUACCGCAGGCACAGAUUCCACCAUCCGCAGCGCCUAGUUCGGUUACUUUGUCGCAGUUGAUUUCUUUCUUCCUUUCAUUUGUAAAGGAUCUAUUUAGUUGGAUACAUUCGCAUUCAAUGGGAUCUUCUAGCGCUUCGCAUUGCAUUCCAUCUCACCAACCAUCGGCAUCAAAUUCUUUAAAAGUUGCCACCGAAUGUCCGCUGAUCAUCGUGGUGCUGUUCCAGAUUUACAAGAAACCCAUGGCCGACUUGUUUGUUAACGGUCCUUUAAUGAUGCAAUUUGUCGAAUUUUCGCGUACCACACUGUUGGAUCGACAGUUGACUACUUUGGAUGAUAGUAGCUUACCUUUAGAGAUUUUGUCCCUGCUAACGUUUAUGGCCAGGGCCAUUCCAAUAUCCAUGAAGUCAUUUGCACCAUUUUUUCCAAAAUUACUGAUGAGCCUUUCUGGAAUCAUUCCAGAAGAUUCAUAUGGGCUAAGAAGGGAAGUGCUGAUUGCUCUUCGCCAUUUAAUGCUAACGCAGGAUGUUAGGCCCCAUCUUGGAGCAAAAGUGGGCGAAUUUCUUGACCCAUCAAAAUGUCAUUUGUUCAAUUUUUCCAUCGACGAGGAGGGCGUUUGUUCAUCUUCUCUGCAAUCAACAGCGGCGCUCCAUUUUAGAACGGAAAUCCCGGUUUCUCUUUUCAAUUGGACUUUGAUACCGGCAUUUGUAAGCUUGCUAGAGUCCGAGCAUAACCGCUCCGGUCUUUCUUUUGGCGUCAGGGCCGUGGCGGCUAGGCUGCUAAGUACGAUUGCGGAACACUUUGUGGUCGGGCUUCCUCUUGCUUCCCACCCGCAACUUACAAUGGCCAAUAGGAAAGAGGCCUAUUGGAGAAUAUUUUACUCGUACUGUAGGGCCAUUCAUAUGCUUUCGGAAACGCCUGUUUUCGGUUCUGAAGAAACUGGCAUAGAAAAUUUUAGAAUUCUGUUUCGUGCACUAGUUACAGGCCUUAAAGUGAUCUUUUUCGCCUUUCGCUCGCUUCAACCAUCACCUGCCCCCUUGUCUUCCGCAAUCUUUUCGGUUCGAGGUAUCCUUCAUGAGGAGUCGAUUUGGUUUGUCCGUCUUUUUGGGGAUCUUGUAGCCACAUUGGUGCGUCUUUGUGCGUCCGAUCAAAAAUGCAUCCAAGAGCCUUCUUCUGGUCUUUCCUCUUCGCUUUCGUGUGAGACGAUCAAUUUUUUUGCCAAAGGAUUGGCAUAUGAUGCGUCUCUUUUGCAAAGCCAGCUCGCACAAGAGGAAAAGGACAUGGUGGAGCAGAUUGCGCAGAUUUUCAUUUUGCUGGAGGUUUCUGUUUUUUCGGACAUCAUUUCCUCCAACUGCCCAAACAUAUACAAUGCAAUUACAUCUGUGCCUGCACUCUCCGCACUUCUUCAAGUUUUUUUGGUUGGACCUGGAGGGCCGGAGGUUGCCAAAAUCACACUUCUUCAUUUGCUUCGAUGGCUUUCCAAGAAUCUUUUCGGCGGCAAUGAGCUAUCCCAAGUGAUGAAUAUUGAUAGUGCAGCCCGUCUGCAGCGUAUAAUGAAAUUAAUGUUGAUGGCUUUGGGGGCUUAUCCAGAAGAAAUCGAGGGUGUUUGGGCAGCUUUUCUUCCUGAACUGAUCCUUUCGUGUUUACGUUGCGGUUCUUCCAAAGUGUCACAGGAGCCUUUUCAUGCCCUUUUGCUUCUUAGAACUCUUUUUCGAGCCAUUGGGGGUGGCCGCUUUGAAAUUCUUUAUCGUGAAAUUCUUCCUAUUCUGCCAACAAUUCUUGAGACACUCAAUGCCCUGCUUCACUCCAUUGAGAUUCUUCAGACAUUUUCCAGAGGUAGCCAUGAAUCAAACACACCGCUAACGCCUUCAUACCCACAACCCACGGAUUUGCUGAAGGAUUUGGUUGUCGAGCUGGCGCUUACCAUUCCUGUGCGUCUUUCUGUGCUGCUUCCAUAUCUUUCACUUUUGAUGAAGCCACUUGUGUAUUCGUUAAAAGUUAUAAGCUCACCUUCAAUGUCAAUGAUGAUUAUGAUGCCAUCCGCCUCUGCAACAUCUGCCGCCUCACAAGCGUCAGCACCUACGUCUAACAUCUCGAGUGGCUCGUCAUCCUCCUCCUCAUCUUCCUCAUCGUCUUCAACGUUUAUGACGCCUGAAUUGCUGUCUCAAGGCUUGCGGACUCUGGAGCUUUGUAUUGAUAAUUUGACGCAGGAUUUUCUCGAUCCCAUUUUGUCCAGUGUCAUGCCAGAGUUGCUUGAGGCUCUUUGGGCUCAUUGCAGACCUCUCCCAUAUCCUUCCCAAUUUGCUCAUACUGCGCUUAGGAUCCUUGGAAAGCUUGCAGGACGUAAUAAGAGACCCAUACGGCAACUAAAUUUCAAGACGCAUCUUUCUUCAUCAUUGCAGGUGCCCUUAGAGGCUCAGCACGAGCAGGCUUUUUUGCAUCGGCUUAUUUCACAGUGGAAUGAGCUCUUGUGGCUGCCAGAAUCACAGCAGUCGUUCAAGAAGCGAGAUAGCGCAUCUCCCUCAUCACCUGCUCAUUAUCUUCCUCGUAUCACUCGUUCCUAUUUGGAGGAAAAGCGCUUAAGGCAUACUAAAGAGCUGAUCGGCAUCCAGAUCAGAUAUCUAGCCUACUUUUCUUGGUUUAAUCACGACGAGUCGGACCACACUAGUACCGUGGACGGGCAUUUCUUUUGCGUUAAUGACCCCGUAAUUCUCGAUAAAACUUUCGAUGAUUUCCAAAAGAUGGACGACAAGCAUCAUCAUCAUCAUCAUCAUCUCCCUUCGGCCUCGUUCUUGCAUCAAAUCAGAGAAAACCUCGAACUGGGGCUUGCCGAUGCUAUGAGGGAUAGCGAGCGCAGUAGCGAUAUUAUUGAUAUUUUUUUUGACGAGUAUUUAUGUUCUGAAAAUCCACAGCUGAGAAUUUGUGCGUGUUCUCUUUUGCUUCGAGUUUUGCGCGGGACAUGUUAUCAAAAUCAUCCUGCCUUUAAGCAAUUGUCUCAACAGGAGUUCCAGCAUGGCGUCGAGGACAUCCUAUUUCGAAUAUGCGGGCUUUUCCGAGAAAAGUCCAUCUAUGCCCGUCUCUCUGGAUCUGACCUGUUACGCGAAAUAUUCUCCAAAAAGAAAAGGUUUUCAGUUGCAGAUACCACUCUCACUUUUUGUGCCGAAGCCCUUUUCAAGUCCCUUGAGUUGGCUAGUCAGCAUUUGGUUGGCAUUUGCUCGCUACAGAUAGCGCCCGAGCGUGCCCUUGAUUCCCUUUUGCUUGUUCUUAUUGAGGAAAGGAACGACACUCCUUGUUUAGGGUUGCUUGGGGUUUUGACGCAGGAGCUUGCAUCUCCUCUGGAAAAAAAUAGGGCCAUGGCACAAGGGAUGCUUGAACAGCUGGCUAAGAAAUUUGAAAAGCAGGAUGGGGAUGUUAUUGCUGCAAAGUCUGGGGCUCUUGGUGCUUUACCCCAUAUACCGGUAUCUUCAGCUCCCGCUGCGCAGCCAGCGCUUGCGAUUACAUCAUCGCAAACACUCAAUUCAUCGGUCCCCACACAAGAUGCACGGCCUUCUAUUCCAAGUGCCGGAAUAACUACCCCACCCGUUCCUGUGGUAUCAUCUGCUGCAGGUCGGGCUCUUUGUAAGCUACUUGAGCCCAUCCGAUCUACAAUCAUUGAGCAAGAGUGGCUUGGCGGUCCAGAAGGAAGAGACAUCUCUUUGCUUCCUAUUUCUCAUCAGAUCGGAAUAAUUGAAGCGAUAGCUUUUGUCAUGAAAAAAGAUCCGUCUUUUUUGGAAUUUUCCCCAUCUUUUCUUGCUUUGGUUACAGAUUGUGUGGGCAUGGCUGAUACCAUUGAAGAUCAAUCUUCAAUUUCAAUGGGAGUAAAUUCGGUCUCAGCAUCGCUUGCUACACCUUCAAGUGCAGGUCCAGCACAUGCAGCCUCAAACACAACCUCUUCAUCGCCUGCACCGAGCGCCACCACUCCUUCAGGGUCACAGAUUGCCUCCUCACCUUCUGUCACAUCAGCAGUGGCCAAGGGAAGCAAUGGCCCGUUCGGGGCCCGGCUUCGCAUAGCUUGCAUCCGGCUCCUUACGGCAGCCAUGGGCUCGCCUACUUUUUCAGCACCGGGAAACCAUUUGGCACUCAGGAAUCGAAUUGUGUCCAUCUUUUUCAAGUCUCUUUAUGCUCGAAAUCCUGAUAUAGUGGGCGCAAGUAAAACAGGUCUUGCUCUCGUCAUAGCCAUGCAGCACAAGCUACCGAAAGAGCUAAUGCAGCACGGUCUUCGUCCCGUGUUGAUGAACCUCUCCGAUUAUAAGCGGUUAACCAUACCUGGGCUAGAGGGUCUCGGCCGCUUACUUGAGCUUCUCACUUCUUAUUUUAAAGCCGAAAUUGGUCGCAAGUUGCUAGAGCAUCUCAGGCAAUGGGCUGAAGCUGCCAAGGCGGCGUCUCCUUCUGGGCCUCCAGAAAUCUUGGCGCCAGAAAUCGGCAUCAUCGUAGCCAUUUUGGAUGUCUUCCAUCUGCUUCCACCAACCUCAUCAGUAUUUCUAGAAGAGACGCUGGUCGCUCUGUGCUCACUUGAAGAAAUGGUUCGCAGGACAAGAGCCUCGCCUUUCAGGAGGCCCGUACUGCGCUAUCUUUGCAAACACCUUUCGGUUACCAUUGAAGUGAUUGUUGGGGGAGAACGACUGAAGGAUGAUCGUAUUGUUGGGCUUUUUUGUGAGCUCAUGGCGAUGCACAGUGAGGCACGGGACAUUGUGCUUUCUCCAGGAACUUGGGAGCUUCUGGCCAGUCGUCUCGAUCUAGGAGAGAACAAUCAAAGCUGGAGGGACAGCCCAGGGGCCAAUGCAAAUUUUUCCGAAGUCGUUGCCUCCAUGCUUCUUUCUUUACAAAGAGGUACUCUUUCUGGGCAUCUUCAACAAGACAAAGAUCCAUUGUCUUGCAAGAAUCCCUCCGCUUCCGGAUCCUCUUCAGUAUGCAAGCUUCUGAGCCCGCAGCUUGCAGAGAGUGUCUCAACCCUCAUUGUGCGGAUGAUCCAAAGACAUAAGGUUAAGCCCCGCAAGGGAGGAGAGCGGAUACUGCUUCGUUUUGGAGAUGCCUUUGCCACUUCACUCGAAGAUGUUCUUUGGCAAGCAGGUACCGCCCUGCUGGUCGCCACAGCUCCUAAGGCAUCUGAUAUAGCGAAGGUGUCCUCUAGCGAUGGUGUGCUUCAUUGCAACGAAAAUGCACCUCUGCUGCUACCUCUACUAGCUGCAUUGGUGGAUUCAUUUCCACAGGUUCUUGAGCAGCGUAUACAGUGUGAUCUUAACUUUAUUUGCAGCCUUAUCGAUGCCGUUGAUCCCUGUGAUGACCCUCCUAAUUGGGCUGCUCGGGAGGCCUUUCUUGUUUCUUGGAUCAAUGAUUUGAAAGAACUUGACAAGGUUUCACAAGAAAAAUUGGUAAAAAUCAUCGAAAAGCGGGGGUUCUGCUCUUCUGCCCUUCUCUUUGCCAUCGCGAAAAUGUCGGUUCGUCUCAAUUCGGAGUCUUUAAACGAGUGGUGCCACACUACCAUUACUACUGUUGCCAAGGAACUUCCUACCGACGGUGACGAGGAUCGGUACAAUCUCGCUGCGGCUCAGGUGCUUCUUUAUGCAUCUCAUCCAAAUGAAGUAGGUGCAAAUGGAGAACUCGAGUCUUCUUUCCGUGUAUUGCUAGAUUUUGGUGGCUCAAACAGCACUAUUGUUGAUUCUCGACGUCUAUUUGCAGUGAUAGAGAUCCUGACAAUAGCGUUAUCAAUGUCGCUCGAACGCGUACUUUCCGCCAUUCUGCAUGUACUUGCAGGCUAUGGCCCACCUAUGACAAAAGGCCUUGGCUCAAUAUCUGGAUCCGAGCAUGUUAUGGCGUCACUUUCUCAACAACACGGAAUUGUUUGGAGCGCUCUUGCUUCAAUGACCGCCUGCUCAAAUCAAGCUCGCGUGAUACCAACCUCGUUUUCAUACAAAGCUCCAGGGUUUCCUCCCUUUUUGGGGAUUCCUUCAUCAGCAAAGAUAGAAAAUUCAACAGCAGGUGUCCCAUCGCCAAUAAAAACCAUAUCUCCCCUGCAGAUCACGGCUGCAAUGGGGCAAGCUCCUUGUUGGUGGUGGUACUCGGCAUUGGAAGUGAUAAGCUCGCUACUUUCGCAGCCACAAUCACCUAUUUCUGAUCUUAUGAAAAGUGGCCAGCUCUUAAUUAUCGAUUGCAUUAUAACUCUUUCCAUUAACAACUCAUCUGCAACGACUCCUUCUCCAGUAUCAACAACAUCUUCGUCCAAGCAGCAUCACGUGCGAAAAAGGACUCGCGUCGCCCAGGCGGCUCAACCUUUGCCUUUGAUACCGAUCCUUGGGCCUGGUGUUUGGGAGGGCACCUCUGAAACCCUUUUUCGAAUCAUCCUUUCUGGCCAAGGGUAUACCCUGUGUUCUUCUUCUCUCAUGGCAAAGCCUACCUUUACGCCACCGGUGAACCCCUCAUCAACGGUGUGUAAUGGUGGUGGUGCCUCUUUGGCAGCAUCGGUAUCAUCAAUGCCUUGCCUGGAGUAUGAUGCAUAUGCAUUAAAACUGGCUAUGUCUGCUGCAGAAGCUGGACUCUCCUUGCCAUGGCAUUUGGUUGAUGAGAUUUUCCAAUCCUCUCCAGCACAAACUGCGUCCAUGAUCCCACUGCCUGCAAACGCAGCUCAGGCAUCCUCGUCUGCCGAACCUCCCAUGGCUACUCAAGCUUUUGCGACAUCGUUUUCGGAAUUGCCUAAGCCUUUACGAUCGAUUCUUAAUGCCCUCUUUUUGCUUGAAAUGAUAUUUUGCGUAAAUGCCAAGGAAGAGCGAGAAAGAUAUGUGAAGAUAAUUAUGGAGCGUAUCCCUUCGCUUUUUCCUGGGUUCUUUUUUUCAUACCCAACAUCGCUGCUUCAACAUGGUGUUAGUGGGGGAGCAAACUCAUUCUCGUCUGCAAUGACAUCUUCUCCUCUUCUUUCAUCUGUGCUCUCGCUUCGUAUUUCACUGUCGCUUUCUGGUCUUUUAUUUUAUAAGAAAAACGGUCAAGUUGUGGAAAGACUGGAUGUUGUUCCCUCUGAUUUCAAUCCGGCACUCAUAGUUUCGCUUCCUUCACUGCUGCCUGUCUUGCUCUUUAUUUGGUCGAACUUUGGCGCUGUUUCUUCAAAACGUACAACUGCCGCCUUGCCGACAAUAGCUGGUGAAGUGUUGUACGCUCACGAAGAUAACAAUGACUUUCAGGCGAAAUCUACCGCCUCCAUCGCAGCUGCACCUCCAACAUUGCUUCCUAUUUCGGUGCUAAUUAGCAUGCUGUCAGAUCUGGCACGCGAAGCACUUGCGCCGGGAGCCCCGGCCUCUGCUUCUGAGGUUGCUUUCUGUACCGCCAUUAUCACGGAAAAGGAUAUUUUAAUGGGCGGUCCUCAAGAGAUACUCUCCACCAUUCGUGGCUUAGCAAUGAUACUCAUUUUUGAUAUCAUUGAAAGGGAUGCUUUGGCAUCUAACUUGGUCUCAUCUAGCGAGGAGCGACAAAAAUUCCUUGGCGUGAUCGGAAUGAUUACCUCGCAUCCGAUGCUUUAUCCUCUUGCCGUAAUCGAAGAUAUUCUGGUGAGAAUUUUUCACUGGCUCAACGGGGGAACUUUCAUGUUGAAAGAGAAAAUGGACUUGCUUUUUAUGGCUGCCUCUUGUUACGCGAAGCUCCGCGAAAAUUCCUCUGAUUCGGGCCAUCAGGCCAUGGAAGGUCACUUUGGAGCCGGCCGUGAUGAUCACCCAAAUGGCCAAGAUGGUGAUCAUAAUCUUCACCAUUGGGGUGAUUUGGGCCUACUUCUAGCCAAGAUUCGGCUCGGAAGUAUCCGAAAAGUGCGCCGGGCUAUGGUUCAGCUACUUUGUCUGGUGUAUGGAAAGUCCCAUGUAUCAAUGGAUCUUCCUUCCCGAUCUACCCCUGAAGCGAUGCCCUGCUCGUCAUUUGCACAUUCAGAAGUAACCUUUCAACUACAGAAAGACUUUUUAUCUUUGAUGGUAGAAUGUCGAGGCGAGCCUGAGCUGUAUGAUCAGCUAAUUGAGGUGAUUUAUCUUUCUCUUGAAUUUGCGCAACCAUCACUGGAGGGUCCCUUUAAAGCCCUGCGUUAUAUUCUUGGCGUUCAGAACUGGGAGGCCAUUGCGACCUCAUAUUGGAUCCACGAAGCUUUGGCCCUCAUACAACGUGCUCGAGGACCUUUACUUUCCCAAUUUCAAGGUCCGAUUUCAGCCCUAGCCCGUGUAGAUGGAGCUUGGGCUCAUGUAUGCUGGGUACGAUGUUUUGGCGAAAUCGCCAUAGCUGCUUCUCAAAACCGCGAACGCGAAGGAACCGACAUGAUAUUGCUCUCAACCAUAGGGGCUGAUCUCUCAUACAAUCUAUCACGGCCAUAUCAUUUGCUUAGCUCCUCUUCUUCCACUUCUUGGUCCCCGCGAAACCACACGCUACCGGCAUGUACGCUGUUGGAGGCUAUUUCAGCUCUCGCAUUACAUCAUCCCCAAAUCAUGGUACAGUUUGGGCUCAGUGAGAUGCUGCUACGGUACCUUGCCAAAAACUUCAAUUGGUUUGCACCUGUACUUUCUCUUGAGACCAUGUGUAGGGCUUCACAAAAUUAUGAGGCUCUCGGCUAUUUAUAUGAAGCAAUGGGAGAGAGUGAUGGUGCAUUCGGGGCACGGAGAUGCCAGGCACGCCACGGGCAGACCAUUCUUGCGAGCUCGCUGGAACAGGCCGAAUAUCUUGAAGGUGCACAAGUAGUUUUGGAGGCUGCGCAGGCUGUUGCGCGAGCAGGACGUCUUGCCACAGAACCACUUGUCAAGAACGAAGUUGGAAACAUCGUCAACAUCAUGAAAGAUCCGUGUGAUAGUACCGCUUGCCCUAGCGGUGAUGGAUCUUCCUUUUAUUAUGAUGCUUAUGGUGCCCGGAAAGGUUCAUCUUGUGAUGCAAAAAAGUCUGAAAAUGCCUCUUCCCAUUCAUUCGGAGAAGGCGGGGAUGAAAUGCAACAAUGGCAGGAGCGAUGGAUCGCUGCUGCGCGGCGGCUGCAACAAUGGGACGUUUUGGUUGAACUUGCAAAGGUAGACAAUGACAUCGACCUCUCACUUGAUGCAUCUUGGCGCUUGUUGGACUGGAGCACCUCUAAAGAUCAAGCCGCUGUGCGCGCGGCACUAGAGCUUGUUGCGGAUGCCCCAACACCUAAGCGUCUUUUUUACGAUGCUCUGCUUCACUUACAUCAAAUCAUCACGGGAGUUGUUGGAAAUAUCGGCGGGGGCGGUACUGGUACCAGCGCUGGUGCUGGCCUUUCUGGUGGGAUCCAUGGGCCAGGAGCUAACGCAUCCUCUGGAUCAACAGUCCUCUCUGGUCGGCGUGUCGCUGAGUUGGGCCGCCUUAUCGAGGAAGGUUUCCAGGUGACUCUUGCACAAUGGGCCGCCAUGCCAUGGCCACUUAUCGGCUCAUCUCAAAAUGAUUCGCUAUCAAUUCUCUUUCAGCUUUUUGUGGAAGUGCAGGAAGCUGCCGGACUUUUCCUUGGUGCUGGAGGCGGUGGAGCGGGCAAUCUUCACCUUUCCAAUGCAUCACCGCUCCAGCCCCAAUUGACUAUGGUGCAAGAGCUCAGAGGAAUCUUGGGCACCUGGCGGGAACGGCUUCCCUCCAUCCAUUAUGAUUCCAUUGGGGCAUGGUCUGAGCUGGCUGCUUGGAGGCAGUCUCUCUUUUCGGCCAUCAAUGGGCUCUUUGCAGCCACCGUUACGGAACUAGACAACAUGGUGAUAAUGGGUGGAGCCGCAGGUCCUGGCAAUAUGAACGCCCCAUCUACGGCCCCAUCUUCGGCCUCUUCUGCUGCAUCUUCUGGAGGAACCCUGAUUUAUCGCGGUUAUCAUGAAAGCGCAUGGCUGAUCAAUCGCUUUGCGACUGUAGCUCGUCGCCAUCGUCUUCCAGAUAUUUGCGUACAGCUGCUCAAUAAGAUUUACACGCUGCCCAACAUCGAGAUUCAAGAUGCUUUUUGGAAGUUGAGCGAGCAAGCACAAUGCUAUCUUGAUGCAUUUUACGAUCCGCUGUCAGCACCAUGGCUGACAGCGGCCGUACCACUUCACGCUGCUGCUACGUUUGGUGGUGCUAGUGGAGGGGCUACAAGUGCAAAUACGGACACCAACAGCAGCACGGCACAAGCCACCGAAGGAUGUGCGGAUGACCAAGGCGCAGCCAAAUCCAGUUCCACGGCAUGCUGUGCGUCUCCGGGAACGUUGUUGCUUGUAGCUGGGCUUGAGAUUAUCAACUCUACAAAUUUGGCAUACUUUGGCGCCUCUCAAAAGUCGGACUUUUUUUCCCUUAAAGGCCGUUUUUUGGAGGCUCUUAACCUCACCGGAAUUGAAGAAGCAAACAAGGUUCACUCGCAAGCAGUACAGCUGGACAUCAACCACGGACGCGCCUGGGCUGCCUGGGGUCAUUAUAAUCGCCGCCGCUUCCGUGCAUUUAUCGCCAAAAAAGAAGAAGAAAAUCAUGAUUUGGGCGUGGAAGCUGCUGGCACGUGCUCCGCAGAUGAAUCCUCAUUGACCGCUGGAAGAUCUCCUGGCCUAGCAAAACCACCACCAUGUUCGCUGAAUAUCACAUCCGCCACUUCACUGGGGACAACCUCUCCGUCGACGUUGACCUCAUUUACUGCAUUGACACCGUAUCCGGAGGAGCCUAACGCACAAACAUUUGCAAUGCAUGCUAUUCACUGUUACUUGCAGGCAAUGAUUCUUGGAACAUCCUCUUCCUCUUCUGCGUCUCAUCACCAAAAUGCCAACCAAAGACGCAAUGAUCCUUCAACAGCAUCAUCUUCUGUGGCAUCUGCCUCUUCUUCUGAUCCAAACGGGACAAACUCAUCUUCGCAUGAGCGCUCUUUUUGCGAUGAAGAUGCUGAGGAUCUCCGCUAUGGCUCUGGACUGAGCAAUGGGUGCACGCACAGUCAAGCUUUGUUACUUGCUUCUAUGAUUUUGAAGAUGUUGCGAAUGGCGCCAGAGCUUGCAGGCAUUUUUGAUCUGUAUUUGGCAGAGCUUCCUUUGGCUCCGUGGCUACCGUUUCUGGAAGAAAUGCUUGAUGACUUGCGAGAUUCUCCGGGCUCUAGCUCAACCAUGGAGCUAGGCUCCAGGCUACGAAGCUUAUUGCAGCGCAUUGGACGCCUUUUCCCGAAUCUUCUCUUUUAUCCGCUUUCAGCACGUAUUCGAAGCAAAGCUUUGGAUUCUAAUGGAGACGAAAUGGCAGCGCUAUUGUCUAUGCUACGGGCAGUCCAUCCUUUGGCCACGGAGACAAUGAUCAUCUUUUUGGGGGAAGUGCAAAACAGCCUAAUGUCGGCAAAGAAAAACAAUCACCUGCCCUCAAAAAAGAAACGGUGCAAUGUGGUAGUGAGCCCUGUGCAUGUAACUUCGCGUUGGCUUUCUUCGUUCCCACGUCUCCCAAUGGAUGAUGAGCUCGAAUUACCUGGUCAGCGUUUGGUAUUACCACGCAAAGGCGAUACUGGGGCAUCAUCUACAAAAAUCGACUCCUUUGGUGCCAUCCUGCGCCAAACAGAUGGUCAUUAUGGGCUUGUGGUAUAUCUUAGUGAUGGCAGUGUGCGGGCUAUUACCAUUUUUAAUGACACCGAAAGGGUCAAUGCCAUACUUGGUGCGGCCACAGCAUCGCGGCUUCUUUGGAUGCUGGGCGGAGUUGCCUCAAAGGGGCGUCUGGUUCGCCAACGGGCAUCUCCGCUGCUCACGUGGAAUUCAUCUUUGUUGCCACUAAUUGCCUCUGAUGCUCUGAAUGGAAAUGGAUCCUGCAUGGUUGUUCUUGCAUCUCCAGACAUCAUUGUAGACCCGCUCUCCAUGGCUCAAUGCUUAAAUACGACCACCGGCGCCGCUGCUCAGCCGGCGGAAGUAGAAAUUGCAACGGCAGGGCCAAUGAAGCCCCAAACGCCGGCUAAAGAACAGGACAUACAGAUGGCGUGUUCCUCAGUACUGGCAGCAUUCGUAGCUGCACGGCUGGCCAAUUCUCAAGACUAUUGGCUUUAUCGCAAGUCGUUUGCACUACAAUGGGCUGCUCUGAUCACGGGAUGGAGCAUCCUGGGAAGCGUACGGCAGCGCGAUUUAGCCUCAAUUGGGUUAGGCCCUUUGGCGCACGGUCGGCUCUCCUGGAUUGGCGCUGCGCUGUUUGAGCGUCUUGACGCUACGGCACAUGAACUGGCUUUAUCAGCCACUGAACGGGCUCCAAAUGCCUCGCAAGAAAUGUCGACGCAGCCCAACUCUGCUUGUGCUAUCAAAAUUGACCCUUCAUCGCUGCGUUAUGAUACCCAAGCACCGGGUAUGCGUGUGCUGCAUGCUCCCCUUGUGUUCCGUAUGGGACCUGCACUGCAAACAUUCUUGGGCCGUGUUUUUGUAGAUGGGCUCUUUGUGCCAUCCGUGCAUGCCCUUGCGGAUGAACUUUCCCAUCGCUCUGAAGAAAUUAGCGAUCUCUUUGAUCUUCUAGCUGGUAGCCAGCCAACGAUGGAGCAACGGGUUCGUGGUCCCUCUAUUCAUGCACGAGGGGCUUUAGAACGCAUCAAAGUUCUUGCUUGCGAGAAAGAAAAGGACAUCAUUUCUGCACAUGUCUCUGCUUACGUGAGCCAGGUCGUCUUUUCCCAAGAAGACAUUCAGGAUGGGGGAUCAACAGCAGCCGGAACCCAAGCUACCGUCCAGAGCGAAUCCAAGGUCAAGCAACCACUGCCAGUCUCACUUUAUGCACCUAUCGUCGAGCUCAUUUCACAGGCAUCGAAGGCCUGUCAAGAUAUUUCUGGCGUGGACCCACGAUGGCAUCCUGAAUUCUGA